Molecule: messenger RNA, 850 nt
Organism: Suricata suricatta (meerkat)
Lineage: Eukaryota; Metazoa; Chordata; Mammalia; Carnivora; Herpestidae
Product: 60S ribosomal protein L7-like 1
Exons: 1
Coding region: 1-744 (247 amino acids)
Biological process (GO): maturation of LSU-rRNA from tricistronic rRNA transcript (SSU-rRNA, 5.8S rRNA, LSU-rRNA)
Cellular component (GO): cytosolic large ribosomal subunit
Molecular function (GO): RNA binding; structural constituent of ribosome
Source: RefSeq, a predicted model, not a curated record
AUGGCGGAGCAAGAACAAAGAAAAAAGAUCCCUUUGGUUCCAGAAAAUCUCCUGAAAAAGAGGAAGGCUUAUCAGGCCCUUAAAGCCACUCAAGCGAAGCAGGCACUUUUGGACAAAAAGGAGCAGAAGAAAAGAAAAGAGGUCAAGUUUAAGCGACUGGAAUCGUUCCUACAUGAUGCCUGGCGGCAGCAACGUGACACAAUACGCCUCAGACGACUAGAAGUAAAACCUCACGGUUUGGAAGUGCCAGAUAAACAUUCCUUGGCCUUUGUUGUAUGCAUCCAAAGGAUUAACGGGGUGAGUUCACUGGUGCAGAGGACAAUUGCAAAGCUUCGCCUGAAGAAGAUUUUCAGCGGGGUCUUUUUCAGAGUGACUCCCCAGACCAUAAAAACACUGCGUUUUUUGGAACCUUAUGUGACCUGGGGAUUUCCAAAUCUGAAGUCUGUCCGGGAACUCAUCCUGAAACGUGGACAAGCCAGGGUCAGGAAUAAAACCAUCCCUCUGACGGACAACACAGUGAUUGAGGAGCACCUGGGGAAGUACGGUGUUAUUUGCUUGGAAGACCUCAUUCACGAAAUUGCCUUUCCGGGGAGGAAUUUCCAGGCGAUCUGCCAGUUCUUACGUCCUUUCCAUCUCUCAGUGGCCCGUCACGCUCCCAAGAAUAGAGUGGGCUUCCUCAAGGAGGUGGGCUUGCCCGGCUAUCGCGGCGAACGCGUCAAUCAGCUCAUUCGGCAGCUCAAUUAAACCCAGAAUAUCUGAAAGCACAGCGCAUUGAAGGCAUGUGUUUUGUCUUUUGGAAUCGUUCUCGGUAUCUUCAAAGAAGAUUAUUUUCUGCUACAUCUUCAGAAAC